CAGUACUGUCUCUAUUCAUCAACAUAGACUGUGACAUGCAAGAGGACAUGCAAACAUUUCUCUUCCUCCAAUUGUUUUGCAUGUAAAUAAAGCACGUACCUGUGGAUGUCACCAGGGUGUUUCUUAAACUGGCCCCUCCUCUCACUGAGAGCUGUAAGGUGAGACGUUUGAAACUCAGAUCACUUUGUUAUUUACCUUGACAGCAGCCAGUUCUUUUCCAAGUAAUAAAAAUGAAAUAAGCUCCACGGCGCUGGUUGUUCAUAGACUUUUGUGGACCACUGUACCUGCAGCACAUGAUGCACAAUGGAGAGGGAAAUGAAGGAAAAUGCAGCUCAAUCUCUAACAUGCAACAAUGGCAAUGAAAGCAGGAUCGACCCCUACGGCUUCGAGAGACAUCAUGAUUUUGAAUCCUACAAGGAGAUGAUGAAUGAGUACGUAGCUGUCCUCAACAGAAGGUCCAUGAGAUGGUCCAAGCUCCUUCAAGAGAAACCUCAUGUAGAGAAGAACCUAACAGUCAAAAGGUAUGUGCGUAAAGGUGUACCUAAUGAGCACCGCGCCAGGAUCUGGAUGGCAGCAAGCGGUGCCCAGGAACAACUGGAGAGCAAACCAGGUUAUUACCAGUCCCUGCUGGCCAUGGAGCAUGACACCAAGCUGAAGGAAACCAUUCACACAGAUAUGCACAGGACCUUUCCUGACAACAUCCUUUUCCAGGGAAAAGCGGAGCCAAGCCUGCAGACAGCUCUGUACAAAGUGCUGCUGGCCUAUGGACACCAUAAUAAGGCAAUAGGUUACUGUCAGGGCAUGAACUUCAUUGCAGGCUACCUCAUCAUCAUCACCAAGGAUGAAGAGAAAUCCUUCUGGCUCAUGGAUGCAUUGCUGGGCAGAAUACUUCCAGAAUACUACAGCCCGGCCAUGUUGGGGCUGAAGACUGACCAGGAGGUUCUCGGAGAGCUGGUGAAGACUAAAGCCCCUGCAGUAGGGCAGCUCAUGGCCCAGUAUCCUGGCAUAUGGACCCUGGUUGUGUCGCGCUGGUUCAUCUGCCUCUACAUUGACAUACUCCCGAUUGAGACGGUUCUAAGGGUCUGGGAUUGCCUCUUCUACGAAGGCUCCAAGGUUCUUUUCCGUGUUGCUCUGACGCUUAUCAUUCACCACCAGCCAGAGAUCCUGAGAGCUCGCUCCUUGCCGGAUGUGUGCGAGUGCUUCAAACAGAUCACCAGUGGAGCUUUCACUCUAGACUGCCACACCUUCAUGCAGAAAAUCUUUACAGAACCUGGGAGUCUCUCUAAGACAACUAUUGAUAAAUUGAGAGAGAAAUGCAGACAACGAAUCCUGGAGGAAGAAUCUCGACAGCCGUGAAGUUUUCAAUCCACUGUUCCUCCCAGUGGUGGGAUUAGAUAUAUUAAACUCCAGUCCAGUAUACUGGACAUCUGAUGGAUGUGCUGAAGUUUCCCAACUGAUCUCUUCUCAAAACUUUUGAACCCUGUCUUUUGCUGAGGAUCGCAUGGUGCUGCUAUAGAUGCUUCAAGAUGAUCAUUACUGACGCUUUGUUUUAAGUAUAUAAGCUGUUUUCCCAUGGAAGAAGGAGAUUAAUGUCUCCUGCACUGGAACACAAUAUUAAAUACUGCUUUAACCAUCUAUUUUACAAUACAAAGUAAAAUUAUACUGUAUGUUUAGAAUUUGGUGUGGUAACUGCUGUCCACAUUUACAGAACCUGGUGUUCCCCUAAUUUCUGGUGUUUCCUGAAAUUAACUGGCCUCUAUAAUACCAAACAAAGGUUAAAAGAAGUGUUUUUUUUUAUGUGUUACAUGAUAGUCUUAAACAACUGGUUAUUCAGGGGCUCUGAACCUGAGGCUGUAUAAUAAAGUUAGAGAUCCUCUGGCACUGUUGCCGUAUAAAGAAACUGACUGAGCUACAGAAAAUGGAGCUCUAAGUUUCUCAGCUCAGACAAAAGGCUUGUUAAGCUUUGCUGCCCCAAAUGGACACAAAUAAUCAUUUACCAUACAUGAGUACUGGAGACCUGCUCAAGAGGAAGGUACUUUCAUUCCUUCACUCUCUAAAACCUAGACCUACCUAUAAUAAACGGAGGAAGGUUUGGUAACUUUUGUUCUUGGCAGUAAUAAACUGUACAUGCUUAAUAGUAUAUGGUAAAUGUUUAGUGGUUAGUAGUACAUAGUGUAAUGAAUCAGUGCUCAAUAAACAACCUUAAAUGUUC
Messenger RNA from Lates calcarifer (barramundi perch), 2212 nucleotides. Its product is annotated as growth hormone-regulated TBC protein 1-A. Lineage: Eukaryota; Metazoa; Chordata; Actinopteri; Centropomidae. The transcript is spliced from 8 exons. The coding region runs from base 304 to 1356 and encodes 350 amino acids. The record is from RefSeq and is a predicted model, not a curated record.